Trichosurus vulpecula (common brushtail) is the source of this 3627-nucleotide messenger RNA. It is a transcript of the gene DUS2, whose product is annotated as dihydrouridine synthase 2. Gene Ontology annotation, cellular component: cytoplasm. Gene Ontology annotation, biological process: tRNA dihydrouridine synthesis. The record is from RefSeq and is a predicted model, not a curated record. The coding region runs from base 421 to 1896 and encodes 491 amino acids. Lineage: Eukaryota; Metazoa; Chordata; Mammalia; Diprotodontia; Phalangeridae. Gene Ontology annotation, molecular function: tRNA binding; tRNA dihydrouridine synthase activity; flavin adenine dinucleotide binding. The transcript has 16 exons.
GCUCCCAGCUGCCCAGCGUCAAACGCGCCGGCUGGCUGAAUUCGGGCCGCCGCGCCGCGAUCAACAGCGGCCCGGGCCGAAGCACCGCGGCCCGCGGCGCGGACCCGCCUCGAGCCCCCGCCCCACGCCGCAGCUGCAGAGGCUGCGGGACGCGGAUCACGGGCAGCGGCUCCCGGGGCUCUUCCGAGGCCAGGCCCCGGCAGGGCCCACCUGGCCCCCGCAAGAGGAGCAGCAACAGGCGUGACGGAGCACGGAGCGCCAUCACUCCGCGGCCCCUACCUCAAGCGGAGCGGGGCAGGCCGGGCGCGCCGCAGUGACGUCACCGUCGCACAGCGCUGACGCACUACGGAAGCGCACGUGCGAGGGGACGUGUGGGGCAUCUCCAGAUCGCCGAGUGUGCGAGCUCCCAGCAGAGGAGGAAUGAUUGUGAACAAUCUCACGCUGUGUUACCAGGGCAAAGUCAUCCUGGCCCCUAUGGUUCGAGUAGGGACUCUCCCCAUGCGUCUUUUGGCUUUGGAUUAUGGAGCUGACAUAGUCUACUGUGAGGAGCUGAUUGACAUCAAGAUGCUUCAGUGCAAGAGAGUUGUCAAUGAGGUGCUGGACACCAUUGACUUUGUAGCCCCCGAUGAGAGAGUCGUUUUCCGUACCUGUGAAAGAGAGCAGAACAAGGUCGUCUUUCAGAUGGGAUCUGCAGAUGCCGAGCGAGCCCUUGCUGUAGCCAAGCUUGUAGAGAAUGAUGUAGCUGGUGUUGACAUCAACAUGGGUUGUCCAAAAGAAUACUCCACUAAGGGAGGAAUGGGAGCAGCGCUUCUGUCUGACCCUGACAAAAUUGAGCAGAUUCUGAGUACCCUUGUUAAAGGGAUCUGCAAACCAGUGACCUGCAAGAUCCGGAUUCUGCCAACGCUGGAGGACACAUUGAAUCUUGUAAAGCGGAUAGAGAGGACUGGGGUGGCAGCCAUUGCAGUCCAUGGAAGGAAGAAGGAAGAGAGACCUCAACAUCCUGUCCACUGUGAUAUUAUCAAAGCCAUUGCUGAAGCUGUGUCCAUUCCAGUAAUAGCUAACGGAGGAUCUCACGACCACAUCAAAGUAUAUUCAGACCUAGAAGCCUUCCGGCAAGAGACUUCAGCAUCUUCCGUGAUGGUAGCACGCGCAGCCAUGUGGAACCCAUCCAUCUUCAGGAAGGAGGGCCUGCAGCCUCUGGAAAAAAUCAUGCAAGAGUACAUAAAAUACGCAGUGAGAUAUGACAACCACUACACCAAUACCAAAUACUGCUUGUGUCAGAUGCUGAGAGAACAGUUAGAAACUCCCCAAGGAAAGAAGCUCCAUGCUGCUCAGUCUUCCCAGGAAAUCUGCGACGCCUUUGAAUUGGGCAGCUUCUAUGAAAAGACGACUGCAGAGUUGGCAGCCAAAGCAGAGAAACACCAAAACAACGCCCAGGAGGAGGAGGACCAGGCCGGAGACGCCGAUGUCAUCAAAAUGGCCGUUAAGUUUGACAAGAGACAAUACCCACCCCAGAUCACACCCAAGAUGUGCCUGCUGGAAUGGUGCCGGAAAGAGAAGUUAGCCCAACCAGUGUAUGAAACAAUCCAGAGACCUGUGGACCGCUUGUUCCGCUCUGUUGUCACUGUUUCUGAGCACAAGUACUGUUCAUCCCUGUGGAACAAGUCCAAGAAGCUGGCGGAACAAGCUGCAGCCAUUGUCUGCCUGAGAACCCUGGGGCUCCCUGAAGGGAAGCUGGGUGAUGACGAACAGAGCCCCCUUAUGCACAAGCGUAAGGUGGAGGAGAGGGAACUUUGGAAAGACAGAGAGAAUGAGGAGAGCCUUCCUGGAGGAGCCCCUCACAAAAAGCCCCACCUGACCCUGGGGACCAACAGCAGCGCUCCUGACAAGCCAUGACUCUCCUUUACGUCUUUGUUUGCUCCCUACUGCCACCUCCAGGAUUCCUCUGCACCCAGAACAUGGAGCUGACCUGUGGGAAGCCCCCACGUGGGAAGCUCUGGGCCUUCUGGAAGGAGUGGGGGGAUGGAUGUGGGUGUGGGUGGGGCCAGGGUGGAGCCUGGGGCUCAGGAAUUGGGGCUUGCCCCACCCCACCAGGUACUGGGAAGCAGAGACUUGGACUGUUUGGACGGUUUCAGAUAUAAAUGAGAAGUCUGACUUACCUUUCCAUAAGACAGGUCUGAACACCACUGGAGGGAGUGGAAGGCAGCCAUUCAGAAUGUGCACAAGCCAGUGACCAAAGAUCUGUGGGUUUACCAUGGACUUGGGAUGGGCAGAGGGGGUAUCAGGGGUGGGGGUAGAGGGGUGGACAUUGAGUGAUUCGGCAUCCUAGGGAGGGAAAAUAGAAGAACGGGAGGACUGAAGCCAGGGGGAGGGGAAAUUUGGAGAGGACACAGGAGAUGUUGUCCAGGGCUGAUAACCACAAGUCCAGAGUCCAGGAUUCUUCUGUGGCACCAGCUUUUCCAGGUAGCCUUCUCUGUUUUCCUCAGCAAAGAUGGCCCUCUCCACUGAAUUGAGCCUUCCCUGUGAGCAUCUCAGCCCUCCUUAAGGCUACUGGCAGGGCAGAGAGGGCCUCCCUCCACUGUCACCAGCAGGGUCUUCCUGAGCUAUGAGAGCCCAAAGCCAUGGGUAUCUUUCCCUUUGCUUCAGGUCCAGGUGAGAAAAGGGCAAAAGACUUUCUGCCUUUCUUCCCACUUAGCACCUCUCACCCACGCCCUCUGCCCUGUUUCCCAAGGGAGAUAGUUGGAACAAGUGAAACGGUGUCUGCUUGGGGAAAGUUUCCCCCAUCCCAGUGGUAAUUGGCUGCUGUCAGCCACUAGUCAUUUUUGCCACUGCUAAUUGGGAGACUCUGGGAACAGAUGGAUAGAAUUCUGAACCCUCAUAACUUGAACUAAUGGUCAGAACCUGGGCAGCCACUGGAGCAUAUGGAACUAUAACUCCUGACUAUGAUGGUCUGUCCCAAGGACCUCCUGCAGCUCCUGAUGAUGCUGGGGGAAUUGGGAGCUCCUAGCCCUAAUGAAGGAUGGAGAGUGGCCAUAGGACCUUCUUCCUUACCCCCAUGUAGCCUUUUCAUUGAGGAACAUCUUUUGGGUGGGUUGGGUGUGGAGGAGAAUUAAAAAGGGUUAAGCAAUCUCCUGUGUCUGCCUUCCUAUUUAUACAGUUAGUGGGGGAACAAAACCCAAAGGCUCAUUUUGCUAAUAGGAACACUGACAAAUUGAAGGUAAAAAUGAAGCUUGGAGCACAACUGGAAAAAAUACUGCAGGCUUUUGAGAACCUUUGUGGUGCCAUACAUAGAAGGAAAUCUUGGAUUUUAGCCCCUCUUUGGACACUUGCUGCUUGUGUAAGUCACUGUCCUCACUAAGCCACCUGAGAGGAAGAAGAGAUCUCCAACUAUCCGUUUCACAAGGUCUUGAGGCAAGUAUUAUGUAGAAAUAGGAGUUAGUCAAAGGAAAGAUGAGCAAAAUUGAAAGUUAACCCAUUGAUCUAGUAAAACUAGGAGCUGGUAUAAAAAAAACCCCACACAAUGAAAUGAAAUUGGCUAAUUUGAUUAAAAAAAAGAGAAAACCAAAUUACCACUAUCAAAAAUGAACAAGGUGAAUACAUAGACAAUAAAGGAAAAAAAGCAAUUGG